AUGUGCUAUGGCCUAACUAGGCAGCAAACUAAGAAGCUAGCAUUUGAUUAUGCCAUGGCUGAUGAUAUUUGCCCAGAUAAAUGGAAGGAAAUUGAAACUGCUAGUGACGAUUGGCUCAAAGGGUUUAUGAGCAGACACAAAGACUUAGCUGUGCGAAAACCUGAAAGCACUUCUCUAUCCCGUGCAACAAGUUUUAAUAAAACAAAUGUAAACAACUUUUUUGAGAAACUGACCACUGUUUUACGCAAACACAAUUUUCUUCCCCAUAUGAUUUUUAACGCCGACGAAACAGGCUGCAGCACCGUCACCAAUCCACCUAAAGUGAUAGCCGAAAGAGGUUCAAAACAAAUUGGGCAAGUUACCUCAGGUGAACGAGGAACAUUGGUGACAACUCUGUUCUUUAUUAAUGCUGCUGGUGGUUUCUUACCGCCUAUUUUUGUGUUUCCUAGGGUGAACUACAAAGAUAUUAUGUUAAAUAAUGGUCCACCUGGAGCUCUAGGGUUGGCUCAACCUUCUGGAUGGAUGACUGAAGACUGUUUCGUUAAAGCGCUUGAACACUUUGUGACUUAUAUUAGACCAUCAAAGGAAAAUCCAGCAUUGAUUUUAAUGGAUAAUCACAGCUCUCAUGUGAAUCUCAGAGUGGUUGAAUUUGCCAGACAAAACUCAAUCGUUAUAGUUACAUUCCCGCCGCACUGCAGUCACAAACUGCAACCACUCGAUGUCACUGUAUAUGGCCCUUUUAAAACUAGAUACCGCAUUGCCAUGAAUGAAUGGAUGUUGUCAAACCCUG
Messenger RNA from Agrilus planipennis (emerald ash borer), 790 nucleotides. RefSeq lists its product as uncharacterized. The record is from RefSeq and is a predicted model, not a curated record. Gene Ontology annotation, cellular component: nucleus. The transcript has a single exon. The annotation marks the transcript as partial. Gene Ontology annotation, molecular function: DNA binding. NCBI's taxonomy places the organism in Eukaryota, Metazoa, Arthropoda, Insecta, Coleoptera, Buprestidae.